This is a messenger RNA of Falco peregrinus (peregrine falcon), 3398 nucleotides long. Its product is annotated as heat shock factor protein 5-like. The record is from RefSeq and is a predicted model, not a curated record. Bases 1 to 2061 code for a protein of 686 amino acids. Gene Ontology annotation, biological process: regulation of DNA-templated transcription. The transcript is spliced from 6 exons. Gene Ontology annotation, molecular function: DNA-binding transcription factor activity; sequence-specific DNA binding. Lineage: Eukaryota; Metazoa; Chordata; Aves; Falconiformes; Falconidae.
AUGGCGGGGCUGAGGGGGGCUGAGGGGACCGGGGAGCUGAGGGGGGGCCGGGUGCGGCCGUGCCGUGCCGAGGGACCGGGGCGCUGCGCGGACCAGCGCCGCGGCGGGGCUGAGGGCCGGGGGCCGCGCGCGGCGGGCAGCGCCUCGCAGGCGGGGCACGUGCCGUUCGGCGCGUGGCGGGGGGAGCGGAGGCCGCGCGGGCGGCGGUUGAGCGCGCGGCGGUUGGUGCCACCUACCGACACGGACGCGUCGCAGCAGCCCGUCCCCGUCAGUGCCAACACCGUCCCCGCCAGACUGUGGCGGCGGGUCAGCAGCCCGCGCUGCCGCUCCGUUCGCUGGGAUGCCUCCGGCCGGGGGCUGGUCAUCAACCAGCCGCUCUUUGAGUGCGAGCUGCUGGGCGCCGCGCCGGCCGUCGCCGCGCAGCCGGGUGGCGACGGGGCAGCGGCAGCCGCCGGUUUCUUCAAGACCAAGAACUUCAGCAGCUUCAUCCGGCAGCUCAAUCUCUAUGGCUUCCGCGAGGUGGGGAUGUUGCCGGGGAGCAGUGUGGUGGGGCCCGGGCCUGGGCCGGGCCCAGAGGGUGGACAAGGCAACGGUGGCAACUGCACCGGGCCCCUGCAUCACUUCCGCAGCCCCCACUUUCGCCGCGACCGCCCCGACCUCCUCAUCCACCUGAAGCGCUUGACGAAAGGCAACAAGGCGAAGAUGGCAGCGGGCCUGGAAGUGACCAGCCGCCCACCCAACCGCUUCCAGCGCUUGCUUGCAUUAUGCUGGAGCAAAGGACUGCUGACUGUAGGACGGUUUCAUCAACUUUACGGUCAAGGUGUUUUCUCUCCUUACUCCUACAUGGCAACCUCGUGCCAAGCCCCCAGCACUUUACCAGCACAAAGUUUAGAUCCGACUCCAGUCCCUUGGCAGGGACCACUUGGGUUGCUGCCAGGGCAAGGGGCUUCCCCAGCUUUUCCAGGUAAAGGGGCUGCCUUUCUGGUACUCCAGACACUUCCAACAGGCGCCAUGUACACACUCCAGCCUGUUGCCUCUCUUCUGCCACUUCAGCAAGGGACUCAAACCGUUGCCGCUUCCACUGCAAAUUGUAGCAGCUCUGCAUCUUCAGCGCCAUACUCACAAGCCUUCUAUCCAACAGCCACACCACAGAGUUGUUCAGCAGCAGCCCACACAGAUCCUCUGGCUGGCUGUGCUGGUCCUACUGCUUCAGUGUACACCCACGACAGCUUUGUCCAGAAUCCUCCAAUGCAGUCAUCUUCCGAAGCUGAAUUGAUGCCGUCUGACUGGCUAUGUAAUAUAUCUGAAGAAAACAAGAAGGCAGAAGUCAGUCUUGAAGCCAUGUUUCAGGCUGCCGAUGAGGUGCAUUCAUCAUGCAAAGGUGAAAAGGUGGAAGUGGCACCUGUAGAAAGCCAGUAUUCAGUCCCCGAGUUUAAUGGAAAUCAGCCACUGCCCGUUAAUAGUUACGCACCUUCUUCAACUGAGGAAAGCCAGCUGGAACGUCUCGCUCCUCUAACUUUAGACACAUCAUUUCUGGUGGAAGCAGAUCGAGCACUGAAUUUGUCUCCAUUACAGCCUUCUGACAUUCUUUGUGCUGCCGAUACCACUCUGGCUAUAGACACUGCUGCUGCUGUUGAGAUACUGCAAGAACUUCUGACCACACAGGAAGCAGAUGAAAAACAGAGCAAAGAACCAGAUCACUGCCCAGCUGAGUUCUCCCUCAUGUUUUUUCAGGAAGAACUGUUAAGUCCAGAGCAGAUCUCUGUCUGCUGGUGGAUGUACCUUGGAAGUGGGGGUGCUUUCUGGAGGACGAAACAAGAGAGUGAGAAGUGGGUGACAAAUGUAGAGCAGCUGCCAGCUAGAUUCCCCUGUCAGACUCCAGCAGCAGUGGAGCUUUGCACACAACAGCCACUUUGGAUCAUUUCAGCUGUGUUUAAAAAAAAACACCACCACCAAAAAAACCCCAACAAAACACCAAAAACCACACACACAAAAACCCAACAAAUAAGACCAACAAAAAAACCCCACCUCCCACACCACUCUUUUUUGCUUUCUUUUUAACUUGGUAGGGUAUUGUUUAAUAGGCCUCUUUCAUUACAUUUUCUACCUGUUGAGUUAUAAAGCACCUAGUGGUCAGAGUAAUUAAUGUGAAGUAAUUACUUUGCUGUUUGUAUUCUUUAGAUAUGGAAAGUCUGAACUUUGUAUAAACAGGAAACUUUAAAAACAUCCUUACUGGGAAGCAAAUUGUUUUUAGUGCUCUAUUAGGAAUCUAUUUAACUAUUUAUUUAUUUACUUAACAUUGUUGGGAACUACAGUAUGCUCGGCAUAGAAGGUGUUUGGUGCUCUCGCUGUCUUUGCUUGAAGUCAUUCUGUGGCCCUUUACUGGGGAUUGUGUAUGAAACAAAAGCAUUGGAAAGUCACAAGAUUCUGGGUCUGAAUGGGUCAGAGAUUUCAGAAGAGCAGCUAAAGGAAAGAUGAGCUAAUUUUCUAAGUGAUUAACCAGGAAAUGUUCUUCCUUCCUAAACCAGCUCUCUGUUUCACCAGCAAGUGUAUGUAUGUCACAGCUGCUGAUCUUUCACAUUCAUGGGGAAUUCUUCUGGUUUAAUAAUUUUCUUUUGAUUGUAAUGGUAUCUGUAAAGAUAAGUUAUUAUUAUUGUUAUUUAUUGUUCUAGUACUCUGUUUUAAUUAUGUCUUGAAAACAAUUGUUAAACUUUUAGAGGAAGACUGUACUUACGUUGAUAGCAGAUCUUAAGUUUUUAAUAGCUAUAUGUUUGUGUUUAUGUUAAAAUACUGUUUAAAGAAUAAAGGGGGCACAUCCUCUAUUUGUGGUGUUAAGGAGAUCCAUGUGGAAGAGCACCUAAACCAUCAAUGUAAUGGCUUCAUACAUGUUCAUACAAGCCAGCCCUGAGCAAAACGCACGAGAAGGGAGCAGAGAAGUUGUCAGGACCACCUCGGCUUUGGUAGCUCCCAGCUGUGGCCAGGAUGUGCUAAGGGAGCACCCGGCAGUAAGAUGAACUGAGGCGAAACCUCUAAUUACAGCUUCAGUAAUAAGAUAUUUUUUAAUAAGUAGUAACUUCUGUAAUAAGAUGUUUUGUAAUAAGAUAUUUUUAAAUAAAGUAGUAACUUUUUUAAUAAGAUGUUUUGUACUAAGUAGCAACUUCUGUAAUAAGAUGUUUUUACCGAUAGUCUUGUUACCGGGAGCAGGGUGGGAUGUGGUUUCCCAUGUGUGUCCUGUUGUACCCCUGCCCAGGCAGGGUGGGCCUCAGGUGAGCAGGUUCUAGUCUGCUGUUGGAAGCGUAUUUUAUAGUGCCCGAUAGAAAUGCGGUUGCUCUGUAUGCUGCCAAGGGAAACAUACCCGAGCACUGGUGUGUACUCAGUAUUCCCUUUUCUUCCUAGAU